UGCAAAGAGCCAUAAAGAUUGUCACCAUCAACCCUAACAGUUGCCAUUGCAAAAUGAGAAGGGAGCCAAAGCACUUGUUAAUAAGCUAAAGACAACUGAAAUGUCCACACGACCUGAAAUAACAUUAAGCCUUCCAUAAAUUCUCCAGGUAUCAGUUGCUUGCUCCAAGGAAAUAUUCCCCACUCCUAAUUGCUAUAUGGGAUACACAGACAGAAAACAGAAGCGUCUAAUUAUGAAGCCCCAGAAGACUCAUCUUUCCCGCCGGGAACAUUGUCAGAGGUUAGAACAUGAGAUUGGGAGAACUCUUGCGAUCUCUUUCAACAGGAAUGCAGCUACAGGUCACAAGUUAAACAUGAAGCAAGGAUCAAGCCUUCUUUUUUGUUCUACGGUGCUGCUAGUGAUGCUUAGUUGUAACCAUGAAGUUGCUGCAGAAGAAAACUCUCAACAACCUCAAGGAACUUGUGCAAAUUGGAUGUCUGGAGCACCAGGUCACCCAGGUCAUAAUGGAGAACCGGGGAGAGAUGGACGGGAUGGAAGAGAUGGCCAAAAGGGAGAGAAAGGAGAUCUAGGUGGACCUGGUGAAAGGGGAGAUCCAGGACCCUCAGGAGUUGCUGGUGUUUUAGGUCCUCCAGGAGUGCCAGGAUUUACAGGACUCCCAGGAUCAAAGGGGGAAAGGGGGGAAAGUGCCACUGUCUAUCGAUCUGCCUUUAGUGUUGGUUUAACAUCCAGAGUUUCUUCUUUUAAUAUGCCUAUCAAAUUUACGAAGGUCUUCUACAAUGAACAAAAUCACUAUGAUACAGUUACAGGAAAGUUCCAAUGCACCAUUUCCGGAGUAUAUUAUUUUGCAUAUCAUCUCAGUGUAUAUGCCUCAGAUGUGAAAGUUAGUUUAUUCAAGAAGGCCACGGCAAUCAUGAUCACCUAUGACCAGUACCGGGAAAACGAUGUGGAUCAGGCUUCUGGAUCUGUUUUACUCCAUUUGGAAUCGGGAGAUGAGGUCUGGCUACAGUUAUAUGGAGAAGAAAACAGUAGUGUCUAUGCUGAUAAUGUUAAUGAUUCAACUUUCAUGGGAUUUUUACUUUACCCUGAUUUGAACUACAAGUCGUAGAAUGGGGAUGAAGUAGGGAAGAUGGAAGAACAGCCAAGCAUGAUAUGGAUUCCAUUUUUCUUGUAGACUUCUGGUAUGUUAGAAACACAAAAUAACCUUGAAGGUGGUUCAAAUUUGAAUGUUUAUUGCUUGCAUAUUAUGAUGACUUGUAUGUGUAAGUCAGCAAAUAUUUGUAUUCCUUCAUACCAUUUCAAUGGUUUUCAGUUCAUAUAUUCAGUUAUCUUAUGCAAUAAUCAGAUACAAUGAAAUCAAGUAAUAAGCAUAUGCUGGAACAUGAGUAUGUGUGCACAAACACACAGAGACACAGGAUUUCAGCCUGUAUUCAAGAUAAUGUUACAGUAUGUUUACUUAUAGUUACACCAACAAAAAAUAAACAUUGAUUGGAUUAAUUUUGGAUUAGCAUACAUAGAGCCACUGUGGUUUGUAAACCAUAUUUUAUAGCUUUUAUAUAUUGUAUUAAGGCUUAAUGGAAUUUGGUUUUGGAUUAGCAUGUACUAUACAUACAACCACUAUGGUUUGUAACCCAUAUUUUAUAGCUUGGCAUGUUGUGUGAAUUUAGCUAAUUAUGAUUUAUUUAAUAAAUUAUGGUAAUAUCAUGUUGUGUGAAUCAAGCCAGUGAGAUAAAGCUUUAGCAUCACAAUUUUCAGAAUGAUUCUUAAAUUAAAAUUUCAGUUGCAUUUAAACUCA
Messenger RNA from Pantherophis guttatus, 1792 nucleotides. It is a transcript of the gene ADIPOQ, whose product is annotated as adiponectin, C1Q and collagen domain containing. Lineage: Eukaryota; Metazoa; Chordata; Lepidosauria; Squamata; Colubridae. Gene Ontology annotation, molecular function: protein binding. The record is from RefSeq and is a predicted model, not a curated record.